AUGAUUGAAUCCCCAAUUGAAAAUCCGUCCUAUCUAAUAUCCGUCUCUAAAGUUCUGCGCUGUGGAGUCCCGACCACACUAUCAGUCACUAUUCUCACAGAAUAUCCCAUCAAUGUCACAUCUGAACUAAUUCAUGGAAACAACAGUGUGGCUCAGACACAGAGCACCAUCCCAGCAGGCUCUACCAUGCGAUUGGUUCUCCCUCCUGUGUUUUACAGUGAGAUGAGUUAUUGGUAUCCAUACCAGCUGAAUGUUCAGGGCUUUGUUGGAUCCGAUCAAGUAUUCUCCAACUCCACCAUGUUGCUCUUUAGCCCCAAGUGCAUGUCCAUUUUUAUCCAGACCGACAAGAGCAACUACAAGCCUGGGCAGGUGGUGAAAAUUCGGGUUGUGUCUGUAACACCUGAUGGAAAGCCGUACAAUGGCAAGAUAGACAUUUUCAUCAGGGAUCCCAAAGUGAACAUGAUUCGACAGUGGCUUUCUGCGCAAGGUGUUUUAGGAGUUGUUUCAAAAGAACUGAUACUCUCUCAGAACCCACCUCUCGGCCAGUGGAAAAUUGUAGCUGGAAUCAAUGAAGUUGUACAGGAGAGGCAGUUCAAUGUCGACUACUAUGUGCUUCCUAAAUUUGAGGUAAAGCUGGACGUCCCCUCUGUCCUGCAUCAUGAAGACACACUAAUGGGGACGGUCACUGCCAAAUAUCUUUACGGGAAGCCUGUCAGUGGGACAAUGAACAUAUCCUAUCUUUACGGUCUCCACGGCCUAGAUAUACAUCACAAACAGGAAGAAUCUAUUCACGGCUCUGCUGAUAUCACAUUUUAUGUGCCCAACAUCUACAAACGGUCUCUCGAUUACCCAUAUCUAUAUGAUGGAUCCGGGCCAGGUGAAUAUAUCGACAUUACAGUGAACGUCACAGAACAUGCUACAGGAUUAACAUACAACAGCAGCACAAGAGUUACUAUAGUGAGGAAUAAAUAUAACCUAGAAUUUCAGCAGCAUGCACAAAUGAUUAAACCUUCCAUGACCUUUACCGCUCAGUUGAAGUUAUCCACCUAUGAUGACCGCCCCCUGACUGUAGAAGAUCAGAGCAGGAGUGUGCGGCUGGCAGUGACCCAACACAAGUUCAGUCCCUGGACAUGGAGGUGGGAUGAACAGGGAUCCCUGGAGCCACGCAUGCUGAAUACAACACCUGCCUCAAGCUUCUUCGCUCCCAUUUACAAUGUUCCAGUGGAGGAGAUGCAGCUUCCUGUAACUGCUGACGGAGUGAUGACAUUCCAGGUCCACCUCUCAGAAAAUGUUGCCACACUUGAUAUAGAGGCCCAGUUUGAAGACUCAGUGAAACGCCUUCAGCUGUACUGCAGCUAUUCUUCACCCAGUAAAUCCUACAUACAACUUCACAGAGAUAGUGAGCCUCAGGUUGGAGAGCCGCUGUAUUUGACUGUGGAGAGUAAUGUUCACCUGACCAAAUUCUACUACCUUGUGAUGUCCCGUGGUCAAGUGGUGGAUGCUGGAACUUUAGAGUCCCCCUCCUUUAGUUUGAGUACGGAUCACUCCUGGACUCCAUCAGCUUGUGUUCUGGUGUACUACACACUUCCAGAUGGAGAGAUUGUGAAUGAUGCUCUACAAGUGACUUUCAUGCAAGUCCUGAGAAACACUGUAUCUCUGAGCUGGAGUCAGGAGCGGGCUGAACCAGCGGACUCUGUGUCUCUCUCCGUCUUUGUGUCCGAGCCGGGAUCUCUGGUGGGAAUUCUGGUGGUGGACAAAGGAACGCUGGACUCCAAGACAGACAAUGGCAUCACAGAGAAGAUGGUGCUGGAGGAAUUUAUGGCAUACAGCAGCGCGCUGACCCAGACGGAUUUCAGCGGCAUGAAAUUGGGAGAUCCGUACUCUAUAUUCAUGACGUGCGGUGUCACAGUUCUUACGGAUGCCAGACUGAAUCAGGAGACGAAUCAAUUGAUUCCCACUUUCCCAGGGGAGGGACUGUUCCUGACUCAGCAGGAGAAUGGGGGUUUUCCAAACCCCCGAGAGAGAAAACACUUCCCUGAAACAUGGAUCUGGAUGGAUGCUAAUAUGAGUGAUUCCACCUCGGCUUCUUUCCUGUUCACAGUGCCAGACAGCUUGACCUCUUGGGUGGCCUUUGGCAUUGUGAUGUCAGAGAACCUUGGAUUAGGUAUCAGCGCUCCUGUAGAGCUGACCGUGUUCAAGGAUUUCUUCCUCUCUCUAAAUCUCCCGGCAUUUCUAAUCCGUGGAGAACUGCUGCUGCUGGAAGUCAAUUUAUUCAACUAUAUUGAUGUGGAUUUGGAGGCAUUGGUUGUUGUUGCAGAGAGUGAAAUGUUUGAGUUUGUGGCUGCUGACAAUGAAGAAAUGUAUCUGGCUCAUGUGAGGAAAGUCUCCGUGUUGGGUCAGAAUGUUACAUCAAUUUUGUUCCCCAUCAGAGCGACUGCACUGGGAGAGAUACCCAUCUCUGUGAAAGCUACAUCCAUCUACAGCUCAGACUUUGUCUACCAAACGCUUCUUGUCAAGCCAGAAGGAAUGGAGCAGUCGUUCACUCAAACGUUGUUUCUGGAGUAUUUACUGAAGGAGAGAACGCUGUCUAGAGCGAUGGAGUUCAGUUUUCCUGCAGAUGUGGUAUCUGGCAGUCAGAGAGCCACUGUGUAUGCUGUUGGUGACAUUCUGGGCCCAUCCAUGGGCAACCUGGACUCCCUCAUUCAGAUGCCUUAUGGUUGUGGCGAGCAAAACAUGAUCCAUUUUGCUCCAAAUAUUUAUGUUCUCCAGUAUCUGAGGAGCACAGGACAGGCCGAAGAACAGACCAGGAGCAGGGCGAUGAGCUACGUAAUGCAAGCUUAUGAGCGUGAGCUGUCCUAUCAGAGGUUUGAUGGCUCAUUCAGUGCUUUUGGAGACAGUGAUUACUCUGGCAGCACAUGGUUAUCAGCGUUCGUGUUGAGAUGUUUUCUCCAGGCUCAGAGCUUCCUCUCCAUUGACCCAAUGGUUAUGCAGAGGACAGCUGAUUGGCUUGUGACUCAGCAGAAGCCUGACGGGUCGUUCCGAGAGCCGGGUCAGGUCAUCCAUACAGAACUUCAGGGAGGUUUGGAUGGAUCAGUUUCACUCACUGCAUACGUCCUCAUAGCACUUCUAGAGGAUGCUGAAUACAGAAGUACAUAUGAAGGGAGUGUGUCAUCUGCUUUGAGUUUCAUGACAUCUCGACUGGCUCAGGGCGUCUCCAGUAACUACAGUCUAUGUCUGGUCACGUAUGCGCUGUCACUGGCCAACAGCACCGCUGCUCCAUCUGCCCUCACAGAGAUGAUGAACAGAGCGCUGAUUAGGAAUGGAGUGCCAUUUUGGAGCACCGGCCUGUUAGAUUCCUGGCCACCUCGCUCAGCAGACAUCGAGAUUUCUGCUUAUGUACUGUUGUCCUUGCACAGACAGGCAAAAAUGGAUGAAGGUUUCAGUCUGAUGAAGUGGCUGUGCCAACAGAGGAAUCAUCUUGGUGGAUAUGGAUCCACUCAGGAUACAGUAGUGGCGCUUCAGGCUCUGUCGGUGUAUGCCACGUUCAACAGUGCCGAGGACAUGGAUCUCACCAUCACAGUCAACAACCCCACCGGCACAGUGGCCAUAUUCAGCAUAGACAGAUCCAAUUACCUGCUGCACCAGAACCAAGACAUUCAUAUCGUGGCAGAGGACUCGGUUCACAUUCAGGUGGUGGCAGAGGGGAAAGGCUUUGCUCUCUUUCAGCUUACUGUAUUCUACCACGUGAACAACCAGAGAACGUCACUCAGACGUCGCGACGUAUACACAGAUGAUGCAUUUUAUUUGUAUGUAGACGUGUUGGACAAUGACACGUUCCGUGUUAACCUUUACAUUUGUUUCAGCCUGAAGGAGGACCAAGGCCUCUAUCAGACAGGAAUGGCCAUACUGGACGUGGGUUUACUCACUGGCUUCGGCUUGGCCCAAGACGCCAUCCACACAGACGAUGUGGUCAGAAGAAUAGAGACGCCUCUAGGACGAGUUAUACUUUACUUAAACACAGUCACCACAUCUGAAAGGUGCGUUGAAAUACCCACUAUUCUGGACUUCAAGGUGGCCAAUGUUCAGAAUGCAGUGGUUAUGAUCUAUGACUACUAUGAGCCCCGACGAAAGACUGUGCGGUCCUACACAUCAGAGAGAAGAAGGGACAUGUCUGUAUGUUCUCUUUGCGGGUCGGAUUGCUCUCAGUGUGGGUCUCAAGACGUCCCGGUGGAGGAUGGAACACCUUCAUUCAACCGAAAUCAACUUCUGACGCUGUGCGUGACCACAGCACUCCUCAUCCUCCUGUCAAUCUAA
Molecule: messenger RNA, 4314 nt
Organism: Xyrauchen texanus (razorback sucker)
Lineage: Eukaryota; Metazoa; Chordata; Actinopteri; Cypriniformes; Catostomidae
Gene: cd109
Product: CD109 molecule
Exons: 33
Coding region: 1-4314 (1437 amino acids)
Cellular component (GO): extracellular region
Molecular function (GO): endopeptidase inhibitor activity
Source: RefSeq, a predicted model, not a curated record